AUAUAAACACAUAAAAAUUCUGCAAGUCGCGUAUAAAAGUUGUACAAAUUUGGCGAAUAUCGUAUCAAAAGUGGAGGAGAAAAUAACACGCGGUCAAAUAUGACGAUCUACUUAAAUUCAACUUUGACAUUUCCGCCUCGACAUGAAUGAUAAUCCGGGCAUCGUGUGCUUCCGUCAUUGCCCAAAGAAGAAUGUCCAAGGAAAAACAUCUAAAAUUGAUCAGAUCUUUAUACAAUGCAACUUUUAUGUAGCGAAAAUUAGAAUACGGAUAAAAAGCAACCAGCAAGAAAAAAUGAUUUCUACAAAAAUUAAAACACCUUUAUUUAACGCAUGUUCCAAACAGAAGCGAUUACGAUUAUUGAGAAGACUAAUCACAAACGAUAGUGGAAAGAAAUUUGAUGUGAUCGUAGUUGGUGGUGGUCAUGCUGGAACUGAAGCAUCUGCCGCUGCUGUCAGAAUGGGUGCAAAGACAUUAUUAGUCACUCAGAAAAAAAAUACUAUAGGAGAAAUGUCAUGCAAUCCGUCUUUCGGUGGAAUCGGAAAAGGCCAUUUGAUGAGAGAGGUGGAUGCUUUAGAUGGAGUAUGUUGUCGAAUAUGUGAUAUUUCAGGAAUACACUACAAAGUUUUAAACAAAUGUAAAGGACCGGCGGUGUGGGGUCUCAGAGCUCAAAUCGACAGAACACUAUAUAAGAAACAUCUUCAGGCGGAACUUUUCAAUAUGCAUGGUUUACACAUCUAUGAAUCCUCUGUGGAAGAUUUAAUUUUAGCCAAUAAUCCUUUGUCCUGCUGUGGAGUAAUUCUCAGAGAUGGAACAAAAAUAUUUGGUGACGCAGUAGUUAUAACUACAGGAACUUUUUUAAAAGGCCAAAUAAAUAUUGGAUUGGAGAAGAGACCUGCGGGUAGAUUAAAUGAUGAGCCCAGUAUUGGUUUAGCAAAUACACUUGAUAGGCUUGGAUUUCAGAUAGGAAGAUUGAAAACUGGGACACCGCCAAGGUUGGAGAAAGAUAGCAUUGAUUUUACCAAGUGUAUAAAAUAUCUGCCGGAUGAUUCUUCGAUGCCGUUCUCAUUUAUGAGUGAUAAUGUGUGGUUACCGCCCGAGAAACAAAUACCAACAUACCUGACAUAUACAAAUGAGGGUGUCGCGAAAAUUAUAAAGGACAAUAUGCACUGUAAUUUACACGUUACGGAGGAGAUAACCGGUCCACGAUAUUGCCCGAGCAUAGAGAGUAAGAUUUUGCGAUUCCAAACGCCUAGACAUCAAAUUUGGCUGGAGCCAGAAGGUCUGGACUCGCCGUUAAUUUAUCCAAGUGGAUUGUCGUGUACCUUGCCAGAAGAGAAACAAGUGGAACUCGUUAAUUGUAUUCCAGGAUUAGAAAAUGCUCGUCUAGCGAAACCCGGUUAUGGUGUCGAGUACGAUUAUGUAGAUCCUAGAGAAUUGACUUCCCAGUUGGAGACUAGAAAGAUUUCGGGCCUAUUUUUUGCUGGACAAAUAAACGGCACCACCGGUUAUGAAGAGGCUGCCGCACAAGGUAUCGUCGCGGGUGUUAACGCAGCCGCUAAGGUAUUUAAGAAAUCACCGCUUCUGAUAAGCCGAACCGAGGGUUAUAUUGGCGUUCUCAUCGAUGAUCUAACAACAGAGGGUACCACGGAGCCAUAUAGAAUGUUCACUAGCAGAUCGGAAUUUCGAUUGAGUCUACGUCCUGAUAACGCCGACCAGAGAUUAACAGAAAAAGGCUAUGCAGUGGGCUGCGUUUCUCGCAAAAGGCUCGACAAGACGAUAGAAACUCUUAGCAAAAUACAAGAAGCUAUAGAAAUACUUAAGAACGAAAUUCGAUUAAGUUUCAAGUGGCGGGAAUUAUUAAAGCUUAAGAGCGCUAAAACUAAUAAAAGUAAGUCGGCCUUUGAGAUGCUUUCAAUAACGGAGAAGAAAAUUACAUUUGAACAAUUGGCGAACUGCUUACCGAAUUUGCUAGGCCACUUGGCUAGAGAUCCCACUCUGGCAGAAAGAAUAGAGAUAGAAGCAAAAUAUGCUCAUGUAGUUGCAGAUCAGCAGGAUCAAGUAGAAGAUAUCAGGAGGAACGAGCAACUGAUUAUACCUGAUGAUAUUAAUUAUAAUAGUUCUGAAUUAAAUUUAUCCAUUGAAGAUAGAGAGAAACUCACAAAGAAUCUCCCAAGCACGAUUGCUGCAGCGAAUAAAAUCUCAGGUGUGACACCUUCAGCUAUAUUAAGGCUACUUUAUUACAUUAAAUAUCACCCCAAUAAGGCUGUUGCAAAACCCUUAAAAGUUUCCCGCUCAUUCUAAACAAGAAUCUGUCACACGCAUGCGUACAUAUCAAAAUCAUGGAUGCGUUCGAAAAUUCUAUCAGUAGGGUACAAUUUAAUUGACCAAUCAGAACAAAAGGACCACAGAUUUUUAGAUGAGAUUUUUGAACGCAUUUUGAGAUGCUUGAAUAGAAGGAAGCUUGUUUCCGCUUUCCGUUUGCAUUGAUAUCCUAUUUUCUGGGCGUCGUUCAACGUGGAAACAUGUCGAUUGAUUUCUCCUGCACAAAAAGAAAGGAAGAACGCAAGAUGGUUAUUAUUUGUAGAGCACUUGGGAGCAUUAUUGUUAGUAAAAUGAAUAUUGAGACUGACUAUCAGUUGUCUGGACUUACAAUUGGAUUUACAAUUACAUGACACUUGUCAUGACUUGAAUGAGAUUGGUUUUUGAAUAGACAUUCUCUAUGAAAUUUGGCAUAAAGUUCUAUUUCAUGGAGAAAUAAAGUUCGCAGCUCAAAAUGCUCAAUAUCAAAUCUGAACAGG
Camponotus floridanus (Florida carpenter ant) is the source of this 2799-nucleotide messenger RNA. Its product is annotated as protein MTO1 homolog, mitochondrial. The transcript has 12 exons. NCBI's taxonomy places the organism in Eukaryota, Metazoa, Arthropoda, Insecta, Hymenoptera, Formicidae. Gene Ontology annotation, molecular function: flavin adenine dinucleotide binding. Gene Ontology annotation, cellular component: cytosol. The coding region runs from base 143 to 2302 and encodes 719 amino acids. Gene Ontology annotation, biological process: tRNA wobble uridine modification; tRNA methylation. The record is from RefSeq and is a predicted model, not a curated record.